UUCUUAUUAUCUACAGGUGAGAGGGGGGAAGGGGAUAGCCAGAGAGGAGGAUAUGGUGUCGUUGAAGCUACAGAAGAGGCUUGCUGCCAGCGUCCUAAAGUGCGGAAGGGGCAAGGUUUGGCUCGAUCCAAAUGAAGGCAAUGAGAUCUCCAUGGCCAACUCUCGUCAGAACAUCAGGAAGUUGGUCAAGGAUGGAUUCAUCAUCAGGAAGCCAACCAAGAUCCACUCACGAUCACGUGCACGUCGCAUGAAGGAAGCGAAGAGGAAAGGGCGUCAUUCAGGAUACGGUAAACGUAAGGGAACAAGGGAGGCAAGGUUGCCAACAAAGAUUCUAUGGAUGAGGAGAAUGAGGGUGUUGAGGAGGUUGCUGAGAAAGUACCGAGAGUCAAAGAAGAUUGACAAGCACAUGUACCAUGAUAUGUACAUGAAGGUGAAGGGUAAUGUCUUUAAGAACAAGCGUGUGUUGAUGGAAAGCAUUCACAAAUCAAAGGCUGAAAAGGCAAGAGAGAAGACACUCUCUGAUCAGUUUGAAGCCAAACGUGCAAAGAACAAGGCCAGCAGAGAAAGAAAGAUGGCUCGCAGGGAGGAGCGUUUGGCUCAGGGCCCACAGGAGAGAGUUCCAGCACCAGUUCCUGUUCCAGCUGCUGCAGCUCAACCUGCACAGGCAUCAAAGAAGUCGAAGAAAUGAGAUUGUUAAAGGAUGAAGAAAGUUGAUGCUUUUAGUAGUCUUGAAGUUUUGUUCUUUGACCUGUUGGCUUCUUUUAUUUUAUUUUGUUUGGUAACAGUUUUUUUAAGGAGAUUAAAACUUAUUGUUACUUGGAAGUAUUUUUAUUUUAAAGUUGCUUGUGUUA
Messenger RNA from Lactuca sativa (garden lettuce), 851 nucleotides. Its product is annotated as large ribosomal subunit protein eL19y. Gene Ontology annotation, biological process: translation. Gene Ontology annotation, molecular function: structural constituent of ribosome; RNA binding. Lineage: Eukaryota; Viridiplantae; Streptophyta; Magnoliopsida; Asterales; Asteraceae. The record is from RefSeq and is a predicted model, not a curated record. Gene Ontology annotation, cellular component: cytosolic large ribosomal subunit; ribosome.